AUGGAUGACUAAAAAAAAGUAGAUAAUGUUGUGAAGAUAUUUGCAGAAAGCUUGAAAGAGUCUAAAGAUUUUCCAGAUAGUAAAAUAGAUAAUGUUGCAAGAAGCAUAGUUUAAGUUUUAUCUCAACUAUACGAUCCUUCAAAAAAAGAAUUUCGUGAUAAAGUAAAUGUUUUAAAAAUGAAAUUAAAAGGAUCUAGAAAUAAUAGUGCUAGGCUUGCACUUUUAUAAGAUAAAAUAUAACCUGCAGAUUUUGUAAACUUACCCUAAGAAAAGCAUAAUUAAGAAUAUUUUGACUCCUUAAUUUCUAGCAAUGAUAGCUAAUCUAAACCUGCACCAACAUAAGCUCCACCUACUAGAGUUAAUAAUUAGGCAAUCUCAAACUAAAUAAGAGGAAAUGCACCACCUCCUAGAGGUAUUAGUCGUCCAGGAGGAGCCAGAGUCAUGCCUCCUCAGCCAAACAGUUUCAGGCCUGUUAUAUAAUAGAGCUAAGAACAAAGUGCUGAUAUUUAAAAUGAACAAAAUAAUAAUGAAGAAAUUUAAAAUUUAUAAAAAGAUAACAUUGAAGAAAAUAAUGAUGCAGAAUAAAAAUAAAUAACUCCAAAUGCAAGCUAGUAAGCAAAAGAACUAUCAUAGUAACCUCCAAAAUAAAACCAAGAUAAUGCUUAAUAGAUAAAAAAAGUGACUGCUAAUUAAAACAUUAAAGCUGAAGAAACACCUGAAAAGGUUUAAACACAGCAAUCUAAAGUGAAUAAAUAACAGCCUUAAAUUCCAACUUAAUAGUUAAAAUAAGUCAAUCAGUAAGCAGAUAAGCCUUAGAUACAGUAAUUAGCUUAGCAAUAAUAACAGGAAGAAGGUGAAGAAAAAGAUUAAGAAGAAUAGUAGCAAUAAUAAUAGAAUUUGUAAGCUCCUCCUCCUAUAGCUAGAGGACCAAAUCCUAUAGCAGGAAGAACUAUUCCUUAAAACCAAUAAAGCAGACUAAAAUAGUUACCUGGUUAAAAGAAGGUUCAAUAAUAGUAAGUUAUUGAUGAAGAUUAAAAAAAAUCUGAACAAGUUAAAUUACCACCAGUGGGAAAUUAACUGUAAGAAGAAUAAAAACCCGAUACUAAAUUAUAGCCUACUUAAAAGACUGUUUAGAUAUAAGAAAAAUAAAACAAUUCUUCCCAACAAUAACCAAUAAAGAACCUUCCUACCAAGUAAAAUGAAGACAUUUCGAAAUAAUCCUAAAAGAGUUAAUAACCUUAAUCUUCUUCACAAACUCAACCACCAGUUGUUUAAACUUAAGAUAUCAAUAAACAAGCUGCUGACACAUUAAAGGCUAAGCAAUAAUAAAAUGCAAAAAAUAAUUUAUAAAAUAACCAAAGUAUUCCUCCUAAGCAAGCUAAUCAAGCACCUAUUUAAUAAACUAAGCAAUAAUAAAUUAACUAACAAUCAAACUAAUUAUAAAGUAUGCAAAAUUAAUAAAGAGCUAUUAAUUAACCUCAAUAAUCUAUACCUACAAAUACUUAGUAGUAAAAAUUAUUAUUAUAACAAAAUCAAUAGUAAGUUUAAUAGUAAGAAAGCUAUAGUGAUGAAGAAGGGGAGUGUGAAGACGCACAUGUUAGCUAGCUAAAAUCUCAAUUGGACGAUUUUAAAAGAACAAAAUAACAGCUGGAAGCAGAAUAUUAUGAUGAAUAGGUUCUAGAUAACUUAUCAAAUGAAGAUGAUUAUUCAUAAUAUGAUGAUGAUGAGUCUUAUGAAGAUCCUAAUAAGCCUAGAAGUGAUGAUAGGAAAAAUAAUCAAGAAGAUUAGUAUAGUGACGAGUAUGAGGUAUAGUAAAAGCAAGUAUCACCCUAAAAGCAAGCUGAGAAUUAAAAAUAAACAGUAAAAUAAGUCGAAGCUACUAAGGAUUCAAAGGAAAGUAAUGUGAAACAGAAAUCCUAUUAAGAAAACUAAAAACAGGACAGGACUCACGAGUACUAAUUGCACUAGCAAAUUGAAAACUAAAAACUAUAAGAAGAAUUGUAAAAGAAAUAGGCUCAGGUUUCAGACACUCAACUCCCUAAAGCUUCUCAAAAAGCAAAUAAUCCUACUCACAAUUCCGCUUAAAUUUAAUAAUAAAAUACAAAUCAUUAAAUAGACACACAUUUUACUACUUCUUAGUCUAGUAAAUAGACUUAAAGUAAAUAAAAAUUAGAAGAAAUGUCGGAUUUUGAAAAAAUUGAAUUUAAUCCAGCUUUAAGAAAUGAAGAAUUUGAUGAUUAAAACGAAGAAGAUGUGAUACACCACAUACAAAACGAUUAGAAAAAUCAUAAUUUUGAUUAAAAGAAUGGAGGAUUUGCUAAUCCAUUCCAAAUACAGGUACCUUAAAAGUCUCAUUAAAGGACAUUAAGCAGUGUUGUUGUAAAAUAAGAAGACUAAGAAAGUAUAGAUAGAUUGAAAAACGUUUAAGUUCCUGUCCGCUAAAGUGUUUCUCCAAAAGCUAAUGUAAUUAAAAGUGGCUCUAAAAAAAUAGUCAAAGGACCUGAUGGCGAAUAAAUUGAAGUUACAAAUAGUGAUAAUGAAGAUUUCGCUAGCGAUAACAUGCAAAAUAUAUUGUAAGGUCUCACAGACUAAGAGUAAAGUAAGAAAGGCACAGAUAAAGAAUCUACAGAUGAAUUACAGGGAGAAGAAUAGGAAAGAGAAGAUGAGCUUCUUGAAGGUGAAGAAUAAAAGCUUUACUAAGAUGAGAUUAAUGUAGAUGUUGACAUACCUGCUGAUUUCUCAUAAGCUUCUGAAAAAAAAUAAAAUUAAUUAUUAAAGAAUUCUCCACUCAAAGAAACGUUUGAAGAAAAUGAGAGCACAAAAUAAUAAAAGUCUCGCAAAGAAUCAACAAAGAGUGAAAGCUAACGCAUAAAUCAAAAGUUACAAUAGUAAUAUGAAGACGAUUUAGAUACAAAUAAUGCAAAGGAUCUUUCAGGAGAAUAUGAGAGUGAUGGUGAGUUAAAAAUAUAAAAUUACUCUUCUUCAUAAAACGCUAGACUUUAAGAAGAAAAUAAGUAAUUAAAGGCUAAACUCCGCCAAAUACUUUAAGAUCAAUCAAAGAGAGAAGAAUUGAAUAAGAGAGCAUUGAUAGAGAAAGACAAAAAAAAUAAACUCUUAGAAUCAUAAGUUAAAGAAACUUAAGAUGAAAUUUUUAUAAUUAAGCAGUAUCUUGAUUAAAUAAUUGAAGAAAACUUAAAGUAAAAAUAAUAAUACGAAGAAAUAAAACUCUCCUUCGGUUAGAAUGAGCAUUAACUUAGAGAGGAACUUAGCUAACUAAAGUAAAAAAUUAAAGUUGAAUAUACAAAUGAAAUUCAAUAGCUUCGCAGUGUUAACCAAGUUUUAAUUUAAAACAAUGAACAUCUUUAAAGUGCAUUAGAUAGUUUAGCUAGCGAUUUAGAAUAAAAAGACUUGAUUAUUUAAAAACUAACCCUCCAUUCUUCUGAGUAAGUUAAUAGAAGCUAUCAAAAUAUUAAUUCAAAAAGCUUAAAUUAUUCCUCAGCUAAUACUGUAUAACCUCCUCAGCAAAUUAUACAACAAAAAGCUUAGCCAAGUUCCUACAUACAAUAAUAGCAAUUAUAGCCAGCUUAAAUUUCACCUUAACAAAUUAAUUCAAUAAACUACCCUUAGCAAAAAUAAACUGAAGAAUAAAUAGAAUAAUAACCUAUUUAGAAUGAAGAGUAAGAGGAAGAAAAUAAUCAUGAAGAGAUUGAAAUGAAUGCUUAAGCUGAACUUGAAAUAGAUUUGCAAUAACAUCCUGACAAUGAAAACGAUGUAGACAAUAAUGAUGGAAUUGAUGAAUAAGAGCAUGAAAACAUUGAUAAAGAAACAGCUGGAUUAAAGAAUUAUGAGGAAGAAGAGGAAGGAGUUCAUAACCAUUAAUUAAAUGAAGAUGAAGGAGAUGAUAGGCAAGAAGGUAAGCACGAAGAAGACAUCCAAGAUCAUAGAUAUGAUGAUUUAGACUAAAAUGCUUAAUAAAUAUAAGUUUAAGAGCAAAUUAGUUAAUCAAGCCCUGUUUAUCACCAUAUCUCUGAAAAUUAGAAUUUGUAAUAAUAUGAUGAUGCAGAAAAUUUCUUUAAUUAGUUGUUACCUGGUACUAAAUAGUAAACUCCUAUCCUUGAGCCAUCUCCUGUCUAAUAACAAGAAGUAAAUAAAAAUAUAACUAAUUAGUCUGGAGCUAGUGCUACUAAUAAUUAAACCAAAAGCGUAAAUAAAAAAAGUAAUAGUAAUGUCAAUCCUAGCUCAAAGAAUCAAAGACAACUGCCUCCUAAUAAAAAAGAUAGCCUAUCAGAAUAAAUUGUAAAUCUAGGUGGUAUUAUAGGAGAUGAUAUCCACAAUUAAUCAAACUCUAACUUCUUUGAUAUUAAUUCUAUUCCUAAUGUACCAACAACUAGUGAAUUAAGAAGCUCUCAUAACAAUAAAAUUUCUAAUUAAAAAUAAAUAAAAAAUUAGAUUGACUUGAAUCCUGCUGAAAAUACCUUCUUCUCUACCGAAAAUGAUUUUUUCAAUACAGUUACAAGUGAUAAAUUCAAUACAAGCAAUAUUUCAGCCAUACCCAAUCCAUUUAAUAGUAAUAACUUCUUUAAUAACAAUUUUAGUAAUCCAUUCUAGGAACCCUAGUCAAACAAAGCUAAAAACUCUAAGUAAACAGGAUAAAAAAGAGUUAGAAAUACUGGAGGAAAUUUAUUCUCAUGA
Tetrahymena thermophila SB210 is the source of this 4692-nucleotide messenger RNA. RefSeq lists its product as hypothetical. The record is from RefSeq and is a predicted model, not a curated record. NCBI's taxonomy places the organism in Eukaryota, Ciliophora, Oligohymenophorea, Hymenostomatida, Tetrahymenidae. The transcript has a single exon. Gene Ontology annotation, biological process: DNA-templated transcription.